Molecule: messenger RNA, 1239 nt
Organism: Hibiscus syriacus
Lineage: Eukaryota; Viridiplantae; Streptophyta; Magnoliopsida; Malvales; Malvaceae
Product: haloacid dehalogenase-like hydrolase domain-containing protein At4g39970
Exons: 11
Coding region: 78-1013 (311 amino acids)
Molecular function (GO): hydrolase activity
Source: RefSeq, a predicted model, not a curated record
GCCGCCAAAUUUCACCAUCUUUUUAGCUCGAAAACUCGGUCUCUCCAUUUUAGACCAACCACUGAAGCAAAGAGGUCAUGGCGUCUCACUCCACGCUCUUUAUCUAUCCUCAAAACCUAUCCUCCAACUUCUCAUCCCUCUUUUUUUACUCCCCAAAGUUCCUCACUUUCCAAACCAAAAAGCUAUCUUCACUUUCUUUAUCGACCCCCACCACAAAGCCAAGAAGACUCUCGGUCUCAGCUUCCCAUUCUCUUCAAGCUCUCAUUUUUGACUGCGAUGGUGUCAUUCUAGAAUCUGAACACUUGCACCGCCAAGCUUACAACGAUGCUUUCGCCCACUUCAAUGUGUGUUGCCCUCCCUCUUCAGAGCCCCUUAAUUGGGACAUUGAUUUCUAUGAUGUGCUCCAGAACCUGAUUGGUGGCGGCAAACCCAAGAUGAGAUGGUACUUCAAGGAGCAUGGAUGGCCAUCUUCUACCAUAUUUGAAACGCCUCCUGAGAGUGAUGAGGAACGAGCCAAGUUAAUUGACACUCUUCAGGACUGGAAGACUGAAAGGUACAAAGAAAUAAUCAAAUCUGGAACUGUGGAACCUAGACCUGGAGUUUUAAGAUUGAUGGAUGAGGCCAAGGCUGCUGGGAAAAUGCUAGCAGUUUGCUCUGCAGCAACUAAAAGUUCAGUAGUACUUUGUCUUGGGAACCUUAUCGGAAUGGAGCGAUUCGGGGGUCUUGAUUGCUUCCUUGCCGGCGAUGAUGUGAAGGAGAAGAAGCCAGAUCCAUUGAUAUAUCUGACAGCUGCGAAGAGAUUAGGUGUUUCAGAGAAAGAUUGCUUGGUGGUAGAGGAUAGUGUGAUUGGUCUUCAGGCGGCAACAAAAGCUGGGAUGUCAUGUGUGAUCACCUACACUUCCUCGACUGCUGACCAGGAUUUUACAGAUUCCAUAGCAGUUUACCCAGAUUUGAGUAAUGUGAGAUUGAGUGACUUGGAGUUAUUGCUCCAGAACGUGGUUGCUGCUAAUUAAUUAAGGGAUUCAGCAGUUAGUACAAACCUUGGGAUUCAAAGGAAGAUCUGCCAUUGAUCUUAUAGAUUCUUCCUUUUUCCUUCUCCGGUUUAAACAUUUGUUGUUCUAAUCAUAUAAGCCAGCCAUUUAUUUACCCACGUUGCCAUUAAAGAGAAAAAAAAAUGAAGAUUUCAGAGAUGGGUCGUGUUUUGUUUAUAUUCAUAUGCAGGGCGAUUGUAAAUGUAUA